AUGAAGGUUAUCAAACCUCUCUAUAAGAUCUUUGAAGCAGAGAAUCAUUGGUUCAGAAUCUAUUACUCCCAUUACCUGGAAUACCUCCGGAUGAGCCAAUCAACAUUCGACCCAUGCCUACUCUAUACCAUGGAUAGCCCUAAUUCAAGAGAAUCUACUGGUUUCGGCAUCGUUGGACUUCAGACUGAUGAUACCCUCAUUCUUGCAGAUGCCACGUUCGCUGAAUCUGAAGAGAUUGAGUUACAGAAGGCUCAAUUUCUGGCUAAAGACCGCGAGAAGUUAACCAUUGAAAAGCUCUUGAAGUUCAAUGGCAGCAUGGUCAAGCUAGAACCUGAUGGGAUUACUCUUACCUAG
This is a messenger RNA of Aspergillus affinis, 354 nucleotides long. RefSeq names its product Ribonuclease H-like domain. The transcript has a single exon. Lineage: Eukaryota; Fungi; Ascomycota; Eurotiomycetes; Eurotiales; Aspergillaceae. The record is from RefSeq and is a predicted model, not a curated record. The coding region runs from base 1 to 354 and encodes 117 amino acids.